This is a messenger RNA of Punica granatum (pomegranate), 1274 nucleotides long. Lineage: Eukaryota; Viridiplantae; Streptophyta; Magnoliopsida; Myrtales; Lythraceae. The record is from RefSeq and is a predicted model, not a curated record.
CUGCCAUGGAAGAGACAUUUUCCUUGUGUAGAGCUAACUUAGAGCAUUCUGUGAGGUCUGUGACUUGGCCAACAACCUGCCACCCUUCCAAGCACAAGCACUUUAAUCAAACGCAAGCACCUUAAAUUAACCCUAACAUUCUCCACGAUCAUGCUGUCACUUCGCGCCACCAUUUCGGUGGCAGAUAAGCCUAUCAGUCUCAACCAAAGUCCCUGCCUAUCUACUAAGACUCAAACACUCUCGCUGUUGUCCCUCUCUCAAUCGAUACAGCGGCGAGCCUUGGUUAGUGCCACAGAUGGGGCCAAGGACUUUGAGGUGGUCAACGGCAGAAUGGCCUCCGCCGGCGGCUUGACGAGGGUGGAGGUGGACCUGCUGCCCUCUGGCCUCCGGCAAGAGCUGAUGCCCAGGCAUGUGGCGGUAUGCGCCGAUGGAUGUGGCAGAUGGGCCCAUAAGCGGGGGCUGCCACCAUCAGCGGGCCAUGCGGCAGGAGUGCGGUCCUUGAAGGAGAUGAUUGACCUCAGUGGUAAAUGGGGGAUUAAGGUGCUUACCGUGUUUUUAUUCUCGACGGAGAACUGGUUUCGACCCAAAGCCGAGGUUGACUUCUACAUGGAUUUGUACGAAAGGGUCGUAGAACACGAGCUGAUGUCAGCUUGCUCUGGAGAUGGGGUGAGACUAUCCAUGAUAGGAGAUGCGUCAAGGCUCCCCAAGUCAUUCCAGGAAGUGUGGGCUAAAGCAGAGCAAUCGACGAAGAAUAACUCCGGGCUUCACCUCAUUCUCGCUAUGAGCUAUGGCGGGAAAUAUGACAUAACUCAGGCAUGCAAAAGCAUAGCUCACAAAGUGGAAGACGGUCUGAUCACAUUGGAAGAUAUCGACGAGAAACUGGUUGGGCAAGAAAUAUCUACUGGCCGUGCAGAGUUUCCCUGUGUAGAUUUAUGGAUGCGGACGAGCGGUGAACUACGAAUCAGUAACUUCCUGCUGUGGGAAUUGGCCUAUGCCGAGCUUUACUUCUCCCCAGUUCUCUGGCCCGAUUUCGGGAAGGCUGAGUUCGUGGAGGCCUUACAUUCAUACCAGCAGAGACAGAGACGAUUUGGUGAUAGGGUUUCAUCAUGAGACGGCUCCAUAUAGAGUAUAUGGUCAGUUUCAAUCUACUAGUACUAGUGAUUGCUAGGGGUGUGCACGAGCAUAUCGGUUGGAACCUACCCAAUAAUAGAUUUUGGAUAACUAUUAAUAUAAAAUGAGUACGUUCCAUGCAUUGUUAUCUGCCCGCACACUCA